Molecule: messenger RNA, 3171 nt
Organism: Leishmania major strain Friedlin
Lineage: Eukaryota; Euglenozoa; Kinetoplastea; Trypanosomatida; Trypanosomatidae
Exons: 1
Coding region: 1-3171 (1056 amino acids)
Biological process (GO): protein phosphorylation
Molecular function (GO): ATP binding; protein kinase activity
Source: RefSeq, a predicted model, not a curated record
AUGACGACCAACAUGGCUGUGUCGGCCCCGGUUAUGCCACCGGCGGCUGCAAGAGAGCACAGGCCUGUACGGGCAGCAAGAGCGACCGCAUCAACGACGUCGUCGGCCGGACGCAGGGCGCGUUCUGCACGCUCUGUCCACUUCGCACUCGAGCCUGUAGCGCGUGAUGUGCAGAAGCAUAUGGAGCGGCAGCUGUGGCACUGGCUGGAAAAGACACACAGCAUGCUGCGUCCACUCGAGGCGAGUGCGCGUGGUCAGGUGCAGGUGAUGGAGCGCGCUACCGCGGCGGCAACGGCCACCACUGCCGACACCGCUGCCCCACCAGUGGUGGUCAAGGCGGUUGCGGUGACGCUGCCGCCAUACAGCGAGCAUGCGCAUGAUACAUCGGAGGACGAGGACAUAUCCUGGUCUCGUGCGCAGCUGGUACCGAACGUGUCGCUUGCCCUGUGGGAACAGCGCCGUCGUCAACUGCGGCACGUGGCCGGUGUAGUGGAUGUGUACACACUGGCCAGCAUGUUGCGCGACACCCGAGAAGGCAGUCCCAGGAAGAGGCACGGCAGCAGCGGCGGGGCCGUCCGCUUCUGUGCGAGCUUCCUCGGCUCCAGCUGCGAUACAACUGCCUCCGGUCGGGUACCAGUGCCGGUGCUGGACGCAGAUGAGAUCAGAGAGCAAGGGUGGGCCCUGGAUGUGGUCGUCAAGCAGCCCACGCAGCAGCAGUAUCACCAGAGCGGCAGCCGCGGUCGGUGCUCCAGUGGCGCGUCGCCGCUGCCCCACCCCACCGUAUUCCUAUUCGCACGUGACUAUAUUGACCACGCAGAGGUGCUGUGGAACCUUGUGCAGGAACGCUGGGGGCGGGAGCGGCUACCUGUGACGGUGAUGCCGACGUGGGUGAACACGGCGGCGGUGUUCGGCAGCGACGACCCGCAGGUGGAGGCCGCAGCAGCUUCUGCCCUGACGGAUGACGCUCUCGAGAAGCUGCGGCGCCACAUCGGUCGAUGGCUGAAGGGUGCGUCGGCAGCCGACAAGGCAAAGAAACGGGUGGCAAGCCAGGCAGCGGCGCUUGCAAUCGACACGUACGGCGCCGCUGUUGCCGCAGCCAUCGCCAGUGAUGAGCAGGCGCUGACGGCGCACGAUGCGGCCGACAUUACAUGGGGGGUCUGCACCGCACUGGCGCGACUUCAUCGCGCCGGACUCGCACAUGGCAACCUCAAGCCGAACAACGUCUUGAUUGCCCAGUCAGUGGACGGUCGUAGUGCUGCGCAGGCAGAGCAGGCCCCACGCGAGGUGCACGUCACCGACCACCUCCUUCCGCUGCUCCCUGAUCAACUGGUGGAUCCGGGCGAGCUCCUGAAACUCCCGUGGGCUGCCGCUGUCACCGCUGGCGGCGCACCUGCCGAGCCGAAGAAGUCGAGGCCCGUCACGAUGAGCGGCUACGUGUGCUUGAAACAGCACGAGGAGGCGGCCUCGAUGUCGUACCUGUGCGGUGGCGGGCUGCCUGACGCGGUCGCCGUCCCGGCGUUCUCGUUGAGCGGGUUCCUCCUGGGUAACGCCGUCAGCGGCAACGAUGACGCUGCCGUGCUGGAGGGUGGGGUAGACUGCCUCUCGAACGCGGCCUAUGAGGCCGUGCUGCUGCAGCACCUCACCGCCCCCGAAAGGGUGUUGCUGGUGGCGGUGGACAGCAGUACAGCUAACACUGGUGUACGGAAAGACGCAGCAGAAGUCGGAGCAGCCCUCAGCACCGGCGGGACGCACUUCAGGGUGUGGGUGGAUACGCAGCACGCCACACCAGCCAGCGACAUCUACGCACUUGGGGUGCUCCUCUACAUGAUGCUGAUCGGUCGGCUCCCACCGCUGCCGCGCUACCGCCGUGUAUCUCGAGGCACAUCCAGUCCAGCAGCCGUCGGCGCUCGCCCUCAGCGGAUGUACGAGGCGGUGGUCAACGACGUUGUGUGCGCGCUGUAUGAGAGCGCGGCGAGGCACAGCUUCAAGUGCGAUCCAUCGCCGAUGAUGGACGAGCUCAAGGCCUUCCUGCAAUCCGAAGCCGCACGCGAGCAUCUGCCUCUUGUCCUGGCGCUCGCGCGUGCCGGCGUGCGGCCAACGACGAUGGACAUCCUUGUCGGCAUGCUGCACGUCAACCCAGCCAAGCGGCUCAGCCUUGCGCAGCUCCAACAUCACGCCUUCUUCCGCACGUACGGGCGGCGUCGACACACCCUCCGCGCUGAGUUUGCGGAAGCGGCGCGGCGGGUGCAGCACGCAGCGCCGGUGACAAGGAAAGACCCCUUGGGCCAAAGCGUUGUCGCAGCUGUUCGACGACGCAUGAUGCCGCAGAACAUGGGGGCCACUGCUAAGGCGGCCGCUGAGCGUCCUCGCUCGCCGCCCCCACCAUCUGCGGGCCGCCUAGGUACGGUGGCGCCGCGCGUACCUUCCAUGGCUUGCACACCAAGCCGCAUCAGCGAACGCGGCACACCAGAUCCAGUGCUCUCACCCGCGUCUCCCAACGCCGCUGCCGCUGAGCGAAGUGCCUCCAUGGCCUCCGCGGGCUCUGCUGGGGAAGAGGCGCCGCGACCCAUUUCACGAUCUCCCCCUCCUCAGCUCCUCCGCGCGCCGCAUGCCAUGUACCUUCCCUACAAGAGACGCGAGACCACCAUAUCGCCCCCAUCUCCCUCUCCAACACUGCCAGCGCAGGAGGGGGAGCAACACCAGUCAAAGGAGCCCUCAUGCUCGCUGCUCCACAGCCGCACGCUGCAGCUCUCCGCCCCCUCGUACAUGGGGCGAACCCAUUAUGAUCUCCCACGCCGCCGAGCCUCUAUCCAAGACGACAUGGACAGGCCGCUAGAUCAAAGCUGCAGAUCAGUGAUAACCGCGGUGUCGAGCAGAUCCGUCGGAGCCGUACUGACUCCGCACGCUGUCCGGCGCCUCUCUCCCUUGGGCCGCGAGGCGUCGGUGCUAUCGCAAACGUCUCUCGACGCUACACCCGCCGCGCGACUCGGCAAAGCCGGAUCAACCCUGCACGCGCCACGUCGGCCUGUCAUGCGACGUCAGUCCGCGUGGAUGAUGCCGCAUCGCUCCUCUGUGUACGUGGUGUCGCUGGCCCUGCUGUUUGUCGUCCGGCUUAGGCGCCGCCGGGAGCGCACAUGGCUUCUGGGUCGUAUACGGCGCUGUCAUCGAUGA